Ectocarpus sp. CCAP 1310/34 is the source of this 1452-nucleotide messenger RNA. The record is from the annotation of a GenBank genome assembly. Lineage: Eukaryota; Phaeophyceae; Ectocarpales; Ectocarpaceae.
UGUCCAGGCUGUGUCUGUCUGCUGCUGUCCACACUACUGUCGCCGUCGCUGCCACCGCUACAGCGAAUUGCAAAUAUCUCCAAGAUCUUCACCCCCGAGUGCUGCGGUUUUAAAGAUCCCCAGCAGAUCACAGCAACGCCAAUAUACAGCAGCAGUAGCAACAGCAGUACAACUUUCCUCCCCCUGUGGAGGAACAUCCGAAGAGGAGAGCCUGCUGCCAUGAAGAGAACAGCUGCGGCAACCUCCUUGCUGCUCCUGGCGAGCUCAUCCGGAGCGUCCGCCUUCGUGCAGGGGACCGCGGGACGGUAUCUCCCGUCGUCGGCGUCCACGAGGUCCCCCGCGACAGAAGCAGCAGAGUCGGCGUUUUCAUGUUCCACUUCCGUUCGUCGCGGCCAUGAUCUUGGUAAGGCAGCUGCAGCCGCUGCACUGCUGUCUACCACGGCGAGGAGGAGGGAACCAUCAGCUGAGGCGGCCUUGCGCAUGGGCCUGCUGGACGACCUGCUCUCUUCCAAGGCAGACCCGGUGAGCGCGGCAAACGCGGACGUGCUGGUGUCGUACGAGACUCGCAUAAAGAACAUCAACGCCCUCGAGGACGAGAUAGAGGACCUCACCGACGACGAGCUAAGGGACAAAACGCAGGAGUUUCGCGACAGGCUUUCGAAGGGUGAGGGUUUGGAUGACAUGAUAGAAGAGGCGUUUGCCGUGGUCCGAGAGGCUGCCUGGAGGGUACUGGAGCUACGACACUACGACGUGCAGCUCAUGGGCGGGCUAGCCUUACACGAGGGGAAGCUGGCCGAGAUGGCAACAGGGGAGGGGAAGACUCUCGUGGCGACGCUGCCCUGCUAUCUCAACGCUCUCGCGGAAAAGGGCACCGUGUUGGUGGUGACCGCAAACGACUACCUCGCCAGGAGGGACGCUGAAACGAUGGGCCAGGUCCACCGAUUCCUAGGGCUUAGCGUGGGGCUGAUCCAAUCAACGAUGCCGGAGGCCCAGAGAAAGGAGGCCUACUCCUGUGACGUCACCUAUGCCACCAACCAGGAGCUCGGGUUCGACUACCUUCGAGACCACCUCACGGUUACCAAAGACGGAAAGGUGCAAACGAAGGACUUCUUCUUCUGUCUGGUGGACGAAGCCGACUCCAUCCUCAUCGACGAGGCGCGAACGCCUCUCAUCAUUUCCAGGAGUGUCGACGCCCCCGCCCAGAAGUUCGCCACUUCCCAGAAGAUCGCCAGCGUGUUGGAGAAGGGUGUCCACUACACGGUAUCUGAGAAGGAGCAGUCGGUGGUCUUGACUGACAAGGGCUACGACGACUGCGACCGCAUCCUGGGCAAGUCCAUGUUCGACCCCAGGGACCCGUGGGCGCCUUUCAUCAUCAACUCCGUCAAGGCUAAGGAGAUAUUCACCCGGGACAAGCGACCGUAUGGCACCGCUGCGGCCCGACUGCAAGACUAG